Molecule: messenger RNA, 4322 nt
Organism: Patiria miniata (bat star)
Lineage: Eukaryota; Metazoa; Echinodermata; Asteroidea; Valvatida; Asterinidae
Product: xanthine dehydrogenase/oxidase-like
Exons: 32
Coding region: 1-4026 (1341 amino acids)
Molecular function (GO): FAD binding; 2 iron, 2 sulfur cluster binding; iron ion binding
Source: RefSeq, a predicted model, not a curated record
AUGGCCUCCAAACUGAGUGGAACUGAUGGCAACAGGCUGGUGUUCUUUUGUAAUGGCAAAAAGGUUGUGGACAACCAUGUUGCGCCAGAACUCACUUUGCUGACCUAUCUACGCGCAAAAUUGCUUCUGACUGGAAGUAAGCUGGGAUGCGGUGAAGGAGGAUGCGGGGCGUGUACGGUAAUGCUGUCCAGGUACUCCCCUGAGAACCAAACCAUCAGUCACCGUGCAAUCAAUGCCUGCCUUACCCCUAUCUGCUAUGUGCACGGCAUGGCAGUCACCACUAUUGAAGGUAUCGGAAGCACAAGGACUAGACUACAUCCAGUGCAGGAGCGCCUAGCUAAGGCCCACGGGUCUCAGUGUGGCUUCUGUACUCCUGGCAUUGUUAUGUCUAUGUACACCCUGCUGAGGAACAGACCACAGCCUACUAUGGAGGAGAUUGAGAGCGCCUUUGAAGGGAACCUGUGUCGAUGUACGGGAUACCGUUCCAUCCUGCAGGGAUAUAAGACCUUCACUAUGGAAGGCUGCUGCGGUGGCAGUAACGGCAAUUGCUGUAUGGAUCAAAAUCGCAGUGGCUACAAUGAAGUAGAAGAAGGCGUUUCCACUAGUUUGUUUGAUCCGACUGAGUUCACACCAUACGACCCUUCGCAAGAACCAAUAUUCCCUCCGGAGCUCAUGAUCAUGCAGAAUGACUCACCCACCAAAAUACUGAAGUUCGUUGGUGAUGAGGUGACUUGGUUUCGACCAGUCACGAUGCAAGAAUUGCUUGACCUCAAGGUUUUGUACCCUGAAGCUAAGAUGGUGGUUGGGAACUCAGAAGUUGGUGUGGAGGUGAAGUUUAAGAAUCAGGAGUAUCCUGUCUUGAUCGAUGUCAAUCAUAUACCCGAUUUGACUAAAAUCGAGACCACGCCCACUGGAAUCAGAGUGGGGGCAUCUGUGUCUCUGACGUCACUCAAUGAGUACCUUCAGAAUGUCGUACUUACCCAACCAGAACCUAAGACCCGGGUGUAUGCAGCAAUUGUGGAGAUGCUUCGCUGGUUUGCCGGGCACCAGAUCAGAAACGUUGCCUCUCUGGGUGGUAACAUAGCAACUGGCAGCCCCAUAUCUGAUCUGAAUCCUCUGCUGAUGGCCGCAAUGUGCAAACUCCAACUCACAUCCAAAAGAGGUACACGCACUGUUAAGAUAGACGGCAAUUUCUUCACCGGUUACAGGAAGAGCAUUAUCGGCAACGAUGAAGUCGUCCUGACUGUUGACAUUCCGUUUACAACUGGGAACGAGUAUUUCUACGGAUACAAGCAAGCCCUUCGCCGCGUAGAUGAUGUGGCCAUAGUUAAUGCUGGCAUGAGGGUAAUCUUGGAGCCUGGUACUAACGAAGUACAGGAGUGUCGGCUGGCGUACGGUGGCAUGGCUGCAACCACGGUGCUGGCUAAGAAGACCAUGGAGAAAAUUAAGGGAAUGAAAUGGGCUAACGGUUUGAUGGAGGCGAUGAGCCCAUUACUGUUGGAAGAUCUACCCCUACCUCCCGGUGCACCGGGCGGUAUGGAGCCCUAUCGCCAGUCACUCACACUCAGCUUCUUCUUCAAAUUCUACCUGGCCGUCCUAGAACAGAUCAACUUAAAGUUGCCUGGAUUGAGUGGUUCAAGUAUUCCAAGAUCCUACAAAACAGCCAAUCAGCGCCUUCAUACGAACCCGGCAGUGGGAGUACAAAUGUAUCAGGAUGUGCCAUCAGGUCAGCCGGAGUCAGAUGCAGCAGGGCGACCUUUGACCCAUCAGUCCGCCCUCAAGCAGGUCACUGGAGAGGCUGUGUAUGUGGACGAUAUUCCUUCCAUCACAGGUGAAUUUUACCUGGGUGUGGUCUUGAGCAAGAAGGCCCAUGCCAAGAUCAUCUCUGUCGAUUCGACUGCGGCUGUGGCCCUGACAGGCGUCCAUUCGUUCGUGGACAUGAAGGAUGUUCCUGGGAGCAACGCAGUGGGAGCCACUCCGGUGAAGGAUGAUCUGUUAUUCGCUGACGGGGAGGUGACCUGUGUCGGGCAAGUUAUUGCCGUGGUUGUGGCUGAUACUCAGGCCAUCGCACAGCGAGCCGCUCGACUGGUACAAGUUGAGUACGAGGACCUACCUGCUAUCAUUACCAUACAGGAUGCCAUCGAUCAGAACUCCUUCUUCCAUGCAUCUAACCUCAGCGUCAAGAAGGGCAACGUGGAUGAAGCGCUGGGGACAUCGAAACGCGUCUUAGAAGGGGAGAUGAAGAUCGGUGGCCAGGAGCACUUCUACUUGGAGACAUGCUCAACUCUAGUCAUUCCAAGAGAAGGGGGAGAAAUCGAAGUCUUUAGUUCUACACAAUGGCCAACGCUCCCACAGAGCAUGGUUGCUGAGGCCUUGGGCAUACCAAGGAACAGAGUGGUCUGCCGUAUCAAGCGAAUGGGUGGAGCAUUCGGUGGUAAGUGCACGCGACCUGGAAUACUUGCAGCUGUGUGCGCUGUAGCUGCCAACAAAGUGAAUCGCCCAGUGCGAUUGACGCUUGAUCGAGACGAAGACAUGAUCAUGACCGGGAUACGACAUCCCUUCCUGGGCCGCUUUAAGGCCGGAUUAACUGAAACCGGCCGAUUGAGGGCGCUCCAGGUCGACUUAUAUAACAAUGGGGGAAACACAUUGGAUCUUACUUAUAGUGUUAUGGAGAAAGCACUUUUCCAUAUGGAUAGCUGCUACAACAUUCCCAAUGUACGGGUGACCGGCCAUCUUUGUAAGACCAACAUUGCUUCCAAUACGGCCUUUCGUGGCUUCGGAGGCCCACAGGGCCAGAUGUUUGUUGAAUCCAUCUUACACGAGAUCUCCACAAAGUACGGGCUGUCGCCGAUACAUAUUCGAGAGCUGAACUUCUACAAAGAAGGGGAUCGGACCUAUUUUGGUACCGAACUUAAAAACUGUAACGUGGAUCGAUGCUGGACCGAAUGCCUUAAGAAGAGUGAUUUCGAGAGACGAAGACGAGAUGUUGACCAGUUUAACAGCGAAAACCGUUGGAGAAAGCGAGGGAUCGCUAUCACGCCUACCAAAUACGGCAUCGCAUUUCCACUCGUCAUGCUGAAUCAGGCUGGUGCUUUGGUUCAUGUCUACACGGACGGCACGGUCCUCAUCAGCCACGGGGGUACCGAGAUGGGUCAGGGGUUGCACACCAAGAUGAUUCAGGUGGCGAGUAGGACGCUCCGAAUCCCAGCAGACAAGAUUCACAUCAGCGAGACUAGUACCGCCACUGUACCGAACACCUCGCCCACCGCUGCCAGUACCGGCUCUGAUCUGAAUGGCAUGGCUGUCAAGGACGCCUGUGAAACGAUCUUGCAUCGCUUGGAGCCUUUUAUUCAAGACGACCCGAAAGGAACAUGGGAGAGCUGGGUCAUGGCAGCCUAUGCUAACCGUGUUAGUCUGUCUUCAACUGGAUUCUACAAAACCCCAGACCUGCAUUUUAACUGGGAGACCAGUGAGGGCCAACCGUACAGGUAUUUUGUGUGCGGGGUCGCAGUCUCUGAGGUCGAGGUUGACUGCUUGACUGGCGAUCACCAGGUGCUACGGACGGAUAUUGUCAUGGACGCCGGGGAUAGUCUCAAUCCAGCCGUCGACAUAGGACAGAUUGAAGGCGCCUUUAUUCAAGGCUACGGCCUGUUCGUGAUGGAGGAUUACAGGAUGACCCCUACAGGUCAUCUGCUGACCAAAGGAGCUGGCUUCUACAAGAUCCCUGGAUUCGGUGACAUUCCGGGAGAAUUCAACAUCAGUCUCCUGACCAGAGCACCCAACCCACGCGCCGUCUGCUCUUCAAAGGGUGUGGGAGAACCACCCUUGUACCUGGCAUCUUCCAUCUUCUUCGCCAUCAAGGAUGCCAUCCAGUCAGCCAGAGACGAUGCCGGCAUCCCUAGAGCAUUCCGUCUAGACAGCCCAGCCACGGCAGAGCGAAUCCGCAUGGCCUGUCAAGACCAGUUCACCAAACAGAUUGCGCAGGUUGAGGAAGGAACGUUCACGCCAUUUUUUGUGCGUCCGUAGCCAGUAUGGCUACAUGAUAUUCCGUUCAACCAGGCAUCCGUUAUUAAUGUGCAUCAUGCAUAUCUUUAAGGCUUUGUUUGUUAAUAGACAGAUGAUCUUCGUUAUCGGUAAAUGUUACCUCAUCACGAGUUAAUGUCAUCAGUUUUUCACGGAUUAUUUUUUACCACCCCAAAAACCUAAACGUACCCGAUUCAUCACCUUUUGGAUCCUGCACAACGUUCGUAAGCUGUCUGGUAGAGAAAUCCAAAUACAUGAAGCUUUGUUUGCUAUAUUUUAAUUUCAUUUACACUGCACGC